Messenger RNA from Didymodactylos carnosus, 338 nucleotides. The record is from the annotation of a GenBank genome assembly. Lineage: Eukaryota; Metazoa; Rotifera; Eurotatoria; Philodinida; Philodinidae.
AUCAGCAUAGUCGAUAAGCUAUAAUCCACUAGAUUCCGAGCAAAAAGCGUUUAAUCGCUUCGUGUGGUUCCCUCGUCAGUAGUAUGCAUCUAGUUUUUUUUUUGUUGUAGACACCUUUUUUCGCGCUAUCAAGUAGGUUCACCGAUAACAAUGAAAACAAAAAUGUUGUCACCAGUAAAAACAUUUGAUGAAUAUUUACCCAAACCAGAAAUUCCGAAGAAAGAAUUGAAUUGGGAAGAAGAUUUGGAAUUACGUUCAAAAUUUUUAGAUCGCCGAGAUGAACUUGUUGAUGAAUACAAAGGUUACAUUUAUCAACAUCCAGAUAUACGUGCCAUUUU